AUGAGCUUCUUUCUUCGAAAAACCAAGUUCAAAUAUGACUCACAGCUCGACAGCGAUAGCAUUAGGCUCGUGCGAUUUCACAGGCCAAGGCGGACACAGCGAACAGCGGAGUUGAGUCUUGAGUUGAGUGUUUGGCAACUCCAAGCUUCUGAAAAGCUUGGUUAUCACGCACUCUCAUAUACCUGGGGGCCACCCGAAGGCGACGACCGUUACACCUCUUCCGACAUGCGCCAAAUUCUACUCAACGGCAGGAAGUUUCAGGUCUACCCCAACUUGCACGACGCUCUUGUCCAGCUUCAAGAUUCCCACAUCGCCGAGUAUCACUGGAUUGAUGCAAUUUGCAUCAACCAGGAAGACGAAAGUGAAAAAGCAGCUCAGGUAUCCAUGAUGGCUCAUAUCUAUUUCUCAGCUGCCCAGGUCAAUAUCUGGAUCGGACAGAGCGACGAAAACACAUCCAUGGUAAUGGACACGAUUAGAAAAGUGGCAAAG
Messenger RNA from Fusarium vanettenii 77-13-4, 489 nucleotides. RefSeq lists its product as uncharacterized. NCBI's taxonomy places the organism in Eukaryota, Fungi, Ascomycota, Sordariomycetes, Hypocreales, Nectriaceae. The record is from RefSeq and is a predicted model, not a curated record. The transcript has a single exon. The annotation marks the transcript as partial.